This is a messenger RNA of Physella acuta, 917 nucleotides long. RefSeq names its product proton myo-inositol cotransporter. Gene Ontology annotation, biological process: myo-inositol transport; transmembrane transport. The record is from RefSeq and is a predicted model, not a curated record. Lineage: Eukaryota; Metazoa; Mollusca; Gastropoda; Physidae. Gene Ontology annotation, molecular function: myo-inositol:proton symporter activity. Gene Ontology annotation, cellular component: apical plasma membrane.
CAUCACGUGAAAGAUUUGGGAGUUGUGAAGCAUUAAAAAAAAACAAAUUUCAAAGCGAGUCUACAAUGAAUUCUGGGAAAGCGGAAACAGAGACAUCCAACGAUAAAUAUCACAUCUUCAUGGAAUCUGUGCACGGUGUGACGAUUCCUGGCAAGAAAGAUAACAGCCAAGAGGAAGGCGACUACGCGAAUGAGGAGGAUGACAAUGCGGUAGAAAGUAACGCGAUAGCAGAGAGUGUGGUAGAGGAUAGCCAGGUGAUUGACCGGGAGGAGAGGUCAAAAAGUCAUCCUUGUGUCAUCUACUGGUUGGCCACCUGCGCCACGGUUAGUGGGCUAUUGUUUGGUUAUGAUACAGGUAUCAUCAGCGGAUCCCUCCUGUUGAUAAACGAACAAUAUGGCCUCAGCAGCUACUACCAAGUGGCCAUCGUCUCAUCAACCGUCGUCUCUGCGGCCGUUUUCUCUCUCGUCUCCGGCAUGGUAGCUGACGCUAUUGGGCGAAAGCUGACCAUCAUGAUAUCAGCCGUUGUGUUUACGGUUGGAGGCGUAAUCAUGGGAUUUGCCACAGGCCCUGAGAUGAUUCUAAUAGGUCGAAUAGUGGUGGGUGCCAGUAUUGGCUUUGUUUCUUCCAUCGUGCCCGUGUACGUGUCCGAGUGCGCACCCCCGGACAUCCGUGGGCGGCUCCUCACCCUCAACCAGCUCUUCAUCACCAUCGGCAUCGUGGUGUCAUCAGUCAUGGCGGGGGCGCUUCAAAACAUCAAACCCUCGGGCUGGAGGUAUAUGCUCGGCCUGGCAGCGAUACCUGGAAUUGUACAGUUCAUCUUCUUUUUCUACCUGCCUGAGUCUCCCAGAUACCAGAUGAUGAAAAACCAAGAGAGAGAAGCGGAGAUAACUCUGAAGAAAAUCAGGAACACAAAUAAU